Lactuca sativa (garden lettuce) is the source of this 2165-nucleotide messenger RNA. Its product is annotated as vacuolar-sorting receptor 2. Lineage: Eukaryota; Viridiplantae; Streptophyta; Magnoliopsida; Asterales; Asteraceae. The record is from RefSeq and is a predicted model, not a curated record. Gene Ontology annotation, molecular function: calcium ion binding.
AGUCAAUCUUUUUCUCAAUAAAUUAUGAGGGAAGGGAGAUUAGGGUUUGUAAUAUGUGUUUUGUUGUUGAUUUGUGAGUCUACAUUGGGUAGAUUUGUGGUUGAGAAGAACAGUUUGAGGGUGACGUCACCUCAGAAUCUAAAAGAUACAUAUGAAUGUGCAAUUGGUAAUUUUGGUGUUCCUCAGUAUGGAGGAACAUUAGCUGGAGCUGUUCUUUAUCCAAAAGCCAAUCAAAGGGCUUGCAGGAGUUUCUCUGAUGAUGUUUCCUUCAAAUUCAAAUCUGGCGCUGGCCUUCCUGUUUUCCUUCUUGUUGAUCGAGGCGACUGUUAUUUUACGUUAAAGGCAUGGAACGCACAGAGAGCCGGAGCCGCCGCUAUUCUCGUCGCCGAUGACAGGCCUGAGCCUCUGAUCACCAUGGACACACCAGAAGAAGAAAGUGCACGUUUCAAUUACUUACAGAACAUCUCCAUCCCUUCAGCCCUCAUAAGUCAAUCACUUGGGGAAGCGAUAAAACGAGCCCUAGAAAAGCCAGAAAUGGUAAAAGUAAACCUCGAUUGGAGAGAAGCUCUUCCUCACCCCGAUGAUCGAGUUGAAUACGAAUUUUGGACGAACAGCAACGAUGAAUGUGGGCCGAAAUGCGAUAGUCAAAAGAAUUUUCUAAAAGAUUUCAAAGGAGUCGCUCAAAUUUUAGAGAAGAAAGGGUAUACGCAAUUCACACCACAUUACAUCACUUGGUAUUGUCCUGAAGCUUUCAUUUUGAGUAAACAGUGUAAGUCUCAGUGUAUCAACCAUGGAAGAUAUUGUGCUCCUGAUCCUGAAGAGGAUUUCGCUCGAGGGUACGAUGGGAAAGAUGUUGUUAUCCAGAAUUUAAGACAGGCGUGCUUCUUUAAAGUCGCUAAUGAAUCUGGAAAACCAUGGUUAUGGUGGGAUUAUGUCACAGAUUUUGCUAUUCGUUGUCCCAUGAAAGAAGAGAAGUACAAUAAAGAAUGUGCAGAAGAAGUAAUCAAAUCACUUGGGGCUGAUCUGAACAAAAUAAAUGAAUGUGUGGGUGAUACAAAAGCAGAUAAGGAGAACCCAGUGCUCAAGGCUGAGCAGGAAGCACAGAUAGGUAAAGGUCCACGUGGAGACGUGACAAUAUUGCCAACUCUCAUAAUAAAUAACAGACAGUUUCGAGGUAAGCUUGAUAAAGGAACUGUUUUGAAGGCCAUUUGUUCAGGAUUUGAGGAGACAACUGAGCCAGUUAUUUGUUUAAGAGAAGGAAUAGAAACAAAUGAGUGUAUGGAAAACAAUGGUGGAUGCUGGAUGGACAAAACUUUAAAUAUCACAGCAUGCAGGGAUACUUUCAGGGGGAGAGUUUGUCAAUGCCCGAUUGUUCAGGGUGUAAAGUUUUUUGGUGAUGGUUAUAAACACUGUGAAGCUUCGGGAGCUUUACCGUGUGAUCUUAACAAUGGAGGCUGUUGGAAAGAUACCCAGCAAGGCAGGACUUAUUCCGCUUGCAUUGAUGAUCAUACAGAGGGUUGCAAGUGUCCACCAGGAUUCAGAGGGGAUGGAGUAAAAAAUUGUGAAGACAUUGAUGAAUGUGAAGAGAAGACAGCUUGUCAAUGUCCCAACUGCAAAUGCAAGAACACAUGGGGUAGUUACGACUGUAAAUGUGGUGGCAAUAUGCUUUACAUUAGAGAACACGACACGUGUAUAAGUAAAGAUGCUAUAUCGGGAGUGGGUUGGGGAUUUAUGUGGGUCAUCAUUCUUGGUAUGGCAGUUGCUGGAGUUGCUGGAUAUGCCUUCUAUAAAUACAGAAUUCGGACAUACAUGGAUUCUGAGAUCCGGGCUAUCAUGGCACAAUACAUGCCAUUGGACAAUCAAGCUGAAAUUGCAGUUCACGCAUCACAUGGGAACGUGUAAAAGAAAACAAAAAAGAAAAACAAUUUGUGAAAAGUUGGCACAUUGAUCCGAAACCAACAUCUAUGUGGUUAAAGAAGUGUACUAUUUAUUUUAUUACACAUCUACAGAAUUUUCACUAAUCUACACACCGGAUCAUCCCCAGGGUUGUUUGUAAGUUUAGAUAUAGAUUUCUUUUAGUUUAUUAGAAUAAUAAAUGUGGUCGACUUUGUUGAUGAUGCAAGAUGUAUGACAAGUCGAUGGUUAAAUCAUGGAAGAGUUUAGAA